Molecule: messenger RNA, 4202 nt
Organism: Ceutorhynchus assimilis (cabbage seed weevil)
Lineage: Eukaryota; Metazoa; Arthropoda; Insecta; Coleoptera; Curculionidae
Source: the annotation of a GenBank genome assembly
GGAAAAUCUGCUUGAAAUUAGUACGAAACGAGGCUCUUGUUAGUUUAAACGACGUAAUUUGCGGUGGAAAAAUUUAAGGUUUGUGCGCUGAACUUUUGAAAUACUUACCUACUCAAGAGUGUAAAUAAAAUGAUAGAUAAGUGCAAUAAUCAUGGAGUUUAAUAGCAAAGGUUCACUUUUAAAGAAAGACGUUAACAGUUUUACUACGCCUUACCAGGAAAAUUCCAGGAAAACUAGCGCUGAGAUUAUUAAUGAGGCACGUUUGGCUAUAAAAGAGUCACAAAAUCCCGAACCCAACUUUACAUCCCCAGCCAUCAGACCGCUUCACACCCAAAGACCAUUCACUCCAAGAGACAAAGAACGUCAUUUAUUUGGCAACAAAAGAGCUAAAGGAGACAGGCCACCCAGUUCAUUUAGCCUACGAUAUUUGCAAAAUGAAACAGAUCUACCAAUCACUCCACCUGAUAACAGCGGCGUCUUUGGUCCGAGUACUUAUGUUUCCAGACACCCUGCAACUCCCAGAAUAACCGAGCUCAAAAGACACAACAGAUCGAACUCUGUGACUGAACUAAAUGGGGCUAUUUUCAAUAUUGGACUCAAAGAAUCGUGCAAAGUUAAAUUGCCUUCAUUAAGCAACAGACCGUUGCAGAAAAGGAAGCUUUUCAAUACUACUACAUCAUUGGAUAACUUACCCGAAGAAACCGAAUAUAAAUCAUCAGAUCGUCGGAAUGUGGAAUCACGAAACGCCUUCAGCUCGCCGCAAGAACGUACAGAUUUCAACCCAAACAGCAGCCCUUUUGGUCGACCUUCAGCCAAACAAUCCAACCUUUCAGAAUGCCUCCUCUUGGGACCACAAAACCUGAUAAAGAUCUUCGACAACAAGCACAUCAUCGAAAACUCAGAGAGCCUAUUUACCAGCACAGGUUAUCUAACAAAACAACUACCGUUGCACAAACAGAACGACUUAAGUAAAAGCUCGAAUUAUUCGGUUUUAGUUGAUGGUACUAGAACUAUUGAUGAUAUUAUGAACGAACUGAAUAAAGCUGAUCCGAAGAAUUAUAACGAUGAGAUUGUAAAGAGUCUGCUUGAAGAAAUGUAUGAGUUUAUGGAAAAGGAUGGACUGCUGGAUGGUAAAAUUAGUUCGAAGUUGAGGAUUGUGAUAUUAAAAUGCUUGUAUCGGUUUGUGGAAUCGAAAAACGAACAGAUAUUGAUUAAUAUUGCUCAAAUUAUUUUGGCAAUGAAAGUCACUGGCAAUAAUUUGAGUGGCGUAUGUAAACUUAUAUUUAAAAUUUCCAAAAAUGAUAGAAAUGAUAAUUUGUUUUUGAGGAAAAGUCUUUUAGAAUUAUUUUUGGAUGCUUUGGGAAGAUCGAGUCCAAUAGAUGAUGCUGAAGCUUGCGUAUAUGCUUAUGGAGCGUUGAAGUUUCUUACUAUGAAUUCAAAACUUUUACAAAAAGUUCUGGAUUUGGGAAUUUUGCCACUUAUGGUUUUGCAUAUAAAAUUAAUCAAUACUGCGAAAACAGAUAAAACUCCAUUACCGAAACAAACCAACCACGUCCUUUUCCAACUAACAGGAGCUUUAAGAAAUUUAGUUUCCGAAGAGCACAUUUAUGACAAUUUCAUUUUCUGCGGCACAAUACCACAACUUUGUCAAUCGUUGGAGUUAUUUUCAAACGAUGCCGAUAUUGUGGCCAAUAUAUCACGUACUUUGAGUACAAUAUCUACAAACGACGUAUGUUGUGAUAGUUUAGUUGAAAUCGACAACAUUUACAAAACAUUUAUAAGGCUAUUUAAAAUCUAUGAGGAAAACGAGGAAAUUAUUGUAAGGCUGACGUACACUCUGGGUAAUAUAGUUGCGAAGAUUGACAAUACAAGAGUUAAGUUUUUCAAAGAAGAAAAUUCAAUUGAAAGUUUGUUAAACUUAUGGACGACCUACUUAGAAAGGACUUUGCAGUUAUGCUCAUUAAAGAUAGACAAUAUCAAUGUGUCUAAUGGAACCAGUGAGGAUGUGAUGAUAAAGGUUAUUCGAGUGAUAGCAAACAUAGUUAUAAAUCCGGAUAUAGGCAAGGCAAUCAACGAACAAUACGGUAAUAGGCUGAUCGAUGAAUUUUUAAAAGUAUUGAUCAGCAAUCCGUUUAAAAAGAACGAAGAGCUUGUAUUAUCUAUUUUGAGUACGUUGAAUAAUUUGUCGUAUUAUUAUUCGAGCGACUUGGAAUUGGAUGUCUUCCAUGUGAAACAAAUUGAUAUUGUUGAAAGUAUAAUUGAAUACACAAAAUCGAGAAAUGGCGACUGUGUCACCGAGACAAUGCGAAUUUUGGGAAACCUAUCACGAUCAAAAAUAACGAGAAAUUAUAUUACAAAAUCAGAAAUUUUUGAGACCCUUACUGGUCUCCUAGACAUGAUGGCCGAACCUACACUACUAAAAACAACGAUUGGCGUUUUCGUAAAUCUAAUGUCCGAUACUAGAGCAAGAAAAUUAUUCAAAGCUAGCGGAGGGGUUUCAAAAUUGGUAUCUAUCUUGAUUAAAUACUGCGAAAAUGACUGGCUUUUGGGAAGUCUGGUUUGUCAAGUACUGUGGAACUACUGCAUAGAUACUGUUGAUUUGUAUGAAUUACUAAGUGAUGAGGAAAUACAUCAGUUGCUGGUACUUUUGGCUGAUUAUUUAGAUGAAGAAAAACUUUUUGGUAUCGACGAACACACGGAAGAAAUGGAGGUGUUUGUUACGCAAGAGUACCUUAUUUGGGAAGAGUUCGCUAAUGUGGCUACAAACCUUUUGGAGAAAAUUGAAUAUUUUUUGGACACAUUCGAUCAAAUCAACGAUGAAAACGGUGCCCAAGCUCAAGCUAAGACCAAAGAAUCUGGCACAAAUAUUAGUUUUUCAGCUUGGUAAAAUCAUAACUAUUGUAGUUUAAAAGUUGGAAUAGAAACAGGUAGUCUAGAACUAAUGUUAGUAUACAAUGAGUAUUUAGUAGACCAAAAUUUUUUAAACCAUCAAAGUUACUCUAGGACUUAUAAGGGUACUUUUAUAUAAAAUACUGAUUUCAACAACCCAAGAUGCAUGAACAAGUAAUUAAUUUGAAUAAAUACAAAAUAUAAGACAAAUCAAAUAUAUUUGGAAUUUUGGUCUACCCAGUACCUACUAUUUUUGACCAAUACUUGUAGAAAUAGUUGUAAUAUACUCAAUUCAUAAAAUUCACAAAUUAAUUUAGUCUCUAGAAUCUAGAUUAGUCGUUGAGCAAUAAAUAUUGUUGUUAUCCUAUUUAAUUAAUUUAUCAAUAAUAAAAGUUACUUCAGAAAAGGGUUGUGUUUAUUUAUAAUUUCUAAAAACUUAAAGAGUAAAUCUUGGAUUCAUGCAAUAUAUGAAUGAUAUUGAUACUGAAAAUUCUAGAAACUUGAGUCACAGUAAAAAGUUCCUUCUCAUAGUCCUGAUAGAUAGAGGCAAGAUUAGCUCUGAGGCAGAGAACUAGAUGGCUCACUUGUAAAAAUACAAUUAUUUAUAAAAAAAAAGUGAAAAAUCUAUUAACAGAUCAAUUAAUUAAAUUCUUUAGGCAUUAACCCAAUAAUAUUCCUAAUUUUUUCCAAUACAAUAGUAUUAUUACAAAUACAAUUAUCCAAACCAUAGGGCGGCAUGAUUAUUAGAUGAUCGUCGAUCUUUAAAUAAUCACCUAUUUCGUCUACAUUAAUACGCAUAUUUUGUAGCCAUUUUUUCAAUCUCAGUUUUUCUUGCACCAUAUCACUGCUGCUGUGAGUGUCCAUUUUCUCUUCUAAAUAUCCAUUUUUCACUUCCUCAGAUAAAAUUUCCAGAGAUUUGAUAGCGUGAUGGAGUAUAAAUACUGUAUUAUGUUUAUUAGGGCCGGUUUCCUUAGUGUGAAGCACUAUGGUCUUGUAAAUAGGGUCUAUUACGUAGACUAUACCCUCAAAGGAUGUUUCUUCAGUUGUGGUUAUUUUCACUGAUUUUCCUAUGAGGUUUUUCAUGUAUAAAGGGUCGUUUUUGAAGAUGUUAUCUUCGAAGAGGUCCAUUUCACCUUAACUAAUGAAUUUCUGCUGAUACUGGGUAGGUAAACACUUUAACUUAGUGGAAAGAUUAUGUAAUAUGUGAAAAUUGUUUCAAAGUAGCUCUUAAUUUCUGGCCAAAUUAAAUAAUUUAUAAAAGUUUGUUUUUUGCCCUUGCAUAUCUUGUUUUUGUUUACAAAAAUUUAAAAUUU